This is a messenger RNA of Magallana angulata, 7444 nucleotides long. RefSeq names its product transforming growth factor beta receptor type 3-like. The transcript is spliced from 17 exons. NCBI's taxonomy places the organism in Eukaryota, Metazoa, Mollusca, Bivalvia, Ostreida, Ostreidae. The record is from RefSeq and is a predicted model, not a curated record. Bases 375 to 2813 code for a protein of 812 amino acids.
UCCUUAUACGGAAUUGUGUCAAUUACAGCGUAGAGUUUUUUGUGGGAAAAGGUCGAUACUUUACGAGAUACAAACAAGAGUGAGAAAAGUGCGAUUCUUUGUAAAACAGUUUUAUUUAUCUAUUACAGUCUUAUUUAGUGUUUAAAGAGGAUGUCGAGUUCAAUAACUGUGUAUAUUUUUAUGUGAUUGAUGAAAUCAUCUGCAUUGACCUAAUUUUCAAUCUGAUGUGAAGAUAAGAUUCCUAACGGAUGUUAAAGGCUUCAUUUUCCUUAUUGAUUGUUAAUAUAUAAUCUAGGUCAUCUGAGGGGAGAGCGCGGCAUUGGCAGCUAAAUGUGUUACUGGUCUAACAGAGGGGCACAUGCCGUAACUUAGUAAUGUUGCCCCCAGAAGUUUUCUUCGUGACUGCAUGUCUGUCCCUGGUUCUUCAGGCAGGGAAUGGCUUUGCUGGUUCACAACCCUGUAGAAUUGCAUUUCCCAUGACCACUCAGUACAUCUCGGCCUACUAUGAUACGAUCAUACAGGGCAAGGGAUGUAGUAGUAACGCCACAACGAACAGCACGGCAGAGGUUCACGUCAUCAACCUUCUGAAUGCAGGCCCAGUGUUCAGGAACGACUUGGCAGAAGUUAACUUGUUGAUCAAAUCACGAAAUGAAGAGAGAGCCUAUUUGGAACCCUUCGUUUACGUAUUGAACUCACGACAGCCAGUAAGGUGGAAGAUUCGAACGGAUAUUACCCUAGCAUCAAAGAAGAAGCAUCUUUUUGUGAUUCCAUCAUAUUCAACCAUUCGACUUGUCACAGGCAGUGAGAAUAAACGAGUGAGAAAAAGCAUGAUGCCUCAGGACACCCAGACUCUAAUGUCAUGGGUGAAAAAUGAAUACGAAGUCAUAACCUCCUACACGGAGCUGAAGAGAGGGAAUCAGAUGACGCUCAAUGUUGGACUGGAUAAACAUGCAGCUAGCGAUUGUGUUAUUCAAGAAAACUCGUCUCAGAAAUUGAAUGUGAUGGCAAAAUUUGAACAGCCCCAACUCUCCUCUGGUUGCAUUGUUCCACAAACGGAUAUCUCCAGGGUGGCAUAUAUCAUAGAGGUGGAACAGGUGAGCAAUAUUGUGAACAAUACAGCAGCCAUUGAAGCUCACCUGGAUAUAAGAAGCAUGUCCAAGAAGAGGGUUCAGAAAGAUUUCUGGCUAGUCCUGAAAUCACCAGACCAUGUCAACUGGAGAGUGUCCACCCACAAACUCCAGGGAUACAUUGAUAUUGUGGCCAAUAGUUAUGUGGACAUGAUGCGGAUACGGAUGGACCCUGUAAACGUGCGGAGAGAUGAGAUUCUGGCCACAGACCAAGGACUUAUUCGUUGGGUAGAGGAUUAUCUGGGGCCAGUAGCCAUGUACACAAAGAUCAACCUGGCCAACAAAAUCAAACUCGUUUUACCUGAUACAGCAGGUAGUAAUUCUCCAAAAGCAAAUCCUACCCACAUUGACCCAUUCUCAGUUCGAGCAUACACAAAGAAUGUAAUUAAAAGGGUAUUGCACACAGAGUGUGGGGAAAAGGGGCAAAUUAUAAUACACAUGAAAAAGUCUGUCAUGAAGAUUUUUAACCUGUCCUGGAAACAGAUCACAUUGUUGGACAAAGGCUGUCUUGGGGAAGUAUAUAAGAAAGAGCUGAUCAUUGCAACAGCACCAGAGAUGUGCAAGACAGUUAUCAAUCACAAAGGAACCCAGACUCACUACUCCAAUGCAAUUGUCAUCCACAAAGAGGAGGUGGACACUGACCUUUAUGACCAGCCAAGUGGAAUGGGAAUUAAUGAAGUGGAUGAAGGAGAGGAGGACUUAGGAGAAGAGGGGUCUGGGGUAUCAGCCAUGGAUGGUACAUACAUUGAUGAUGAGGAUUUGAACCAGUCACCAGACAGAAUCGAGAUUCCUAUCCACUGCACAGUGCCUAGGAAAAGAGAAGAAGAAACAGUGUCGACCACAACCAGCAAGCCCAGGAACAUCAGCCACUGGGACCCAUCCUCUGACAUCCACUACAGCAUGGUCCUCUACCGGUCCUCCCAUUACACUGACCCCCUACACACCUUCCCCCUGGCUCUGCCAGCCAACAGCAGGGUGUAUGUCAAAGCCAGCAUUGAAGCAGACCAGUCAUUGCGUGUGGUGAUACAGAACUGCUGGAUUUUUCACAGUGAUGAUGCACCCAUUCACUGGCUUAUCAGGGAUGGUUGCAUAAAGGAUGCUAAUGUUCGGCACCAGUAUGGGGUCUUGAGAAGUGUGACACAGUAUGAGAGAUUCAGUUUCCUGCUGAGCAAUGCCACACCCUUCAGCUACCUGAUUUGUCAGUUGAGCACCUGUCAGAACUGGCCAAAAGAGAGCAACAAAGGCAUUCCAAUGUGUGUGGAGGAGAGCAAACUCUGUGACAAUGACAGCCCUAUAGCCAUGCUGAAGGAGAUCACUCUAGGUCCACUCUAUGCCACUGACUCCAAGUCUGAGCCAGAGGACACAGAAAAUUACAAUGCCAAUUCAACUAUUAUUAAGGUACCUAAGGUCCACAUCGUGAACCAGCAGCCAGUAAGUGAGACCUCCAAGGAUGAGGAUUCCCAGAAAACCUCUGGACAAACGGUCAUAGUGGAGGGUCUAGACUCAGGGACAGUCAUUGGAAUCGCCUUCGCUGCAUUCAUCAUCGGAGUCCUAUUGGUGGCAGCUCUCUGGUUCAUUCACACUCAUACAGCACCUAUAAAGCAUGCAGUCCAAUCUCGAGCUGUGUUGGAUGGUAGUGGCGAAUCAACACCAAUGUCCACAGCACCACUUCAAAUCAACUCUUAGUAUUGUGUCGACGACACUCAAGUACCAAGGGAGGGAACUUCUGCUUUAGUGAUGUAAAUUGUUAUUCCAAGGAGAAGCUGUUUGUUGAAAUCAGUACAUGGAGUUAAUUCCUUUGUCCUUUGUCAAUUUAUGAGUGUUACUGAAUGAUAUUAUAAACCAAUACAAACUUUAAUGAUUUGUGAAAUGUGACACAUUUUGAGCUGGCAUUGAUCCUGGAAUCUGGUUGUGUGUGCCAAUAGAAAAAGGAUGAAGUAUGCUUAAACAGAGAAAAGCCAGCACCAUAGCAUUAACCAAAGAUCAGUACAUUUCUGUGGAAUUCAGCCCACAUCAAGGGUCCUCUCAGGAUAUUAGCAGCACUAAGCUGUGUUGGCUAAUGGCAGCCAAAAUUUAUUAUGGGAGUUGAAAUUAUUGAAUUCCGUCUUAGAUCUGUAACAUAGUAGUAUUUAAUUAUGGAGGGUUACUGCCUCGAUUUUGGUUGGCCACAUUUAAGGGUGAGCUUCUGAAGACUAUUUUGCCCAUCAUGGUUGUAAAAUUGUAGAGGAAGUUUAUUUAGGUUUCUACAUGUGAAAAUUAUCUGAAGAAGCUUUUUUUUUAUUCAGAAAAGACCAUUGUGCUAAAGCAAGUUAACAAAUUGAAUUGAAAAUAACCACUAUUUGGUGAAACGGGUAUUUAAACAGUGAUUGUAAAUAAAUGGCUUGACAGAACUGUCUAAGUGACCAUUUAUUAUCAUAAUAAUUUAAAUUUCAAUGUAUUAUGUUGGCUGCAUAAUUUGAUUGCUGUGUUUUUUUCUGCAUACCCUAUAGUUUGUGCCACAUACUUUGUAUCCCUUAUUAAAGAUAGUCUAUUUAUUAAUUCAAAUUAUUCAGGAUGGAGCUGACAAAUAUAUUUAAUUAUGUAUAUCAGCUAAUGUUUUGUUUUGUUUAUACACCCCUUUUUGUACUUAAAAAUGCAAUCACCAAUUCCUUGGACUUUCUUUUUAAAUUAAUUAUAUACCCCCAUUAUAUACCCACAGAAGCUCAUUAUUUAUGCAAUAGGUCAGGGAGACUUUUGUGCCUUUGCAGAUAAAAAUUAAAGAAAAAUUGCCUAGGGGGUUGAAUUUUUCUCAAACAUUUAUUUUGGAGGUGGGGGGUUUAAUAAGAGGAAAGUUUAUCUUCACCAUAUCCCCACCCUACCUGUAAAUUCUUUAGAAGAUUAUUUACUUAUUCAUUGGUCUUGCAUGCUAUUUUGAUCAAAAGAGGGCAUCAAGUUCCUUGAUAUAAGCACUGAAUACCUCACAAUGUACACAUAUACUAAUAGGACAGGGAAAGUUCUUGCUGCUGUAAAGCUUGCUUUAGCACAGUGUGUGGUAUUGUAUAGCAUUAAUAAGAUAACAUGGGUUAUUUUGUAAUGUAUAUAGAUUGUUCUGAUUCAUAUAUAUGUGUACUGUAUAUACAUGUGUAUAUAUAUGUUAUAAAUUGAUUACAAGAUUGCAUUGAUAUCAAACUAUUAAUCACCAUCAAUACCAGUGAGAGUGAUAGAAUCUGUAACCAUAGCAAUUGUAGUUCUGUAACCAUGGAAACUCAUAUUUAUUUAGAAAUAUUAGGUACUAUGGAGAAAUUGUCUGUGAUCAUUUUGAAUGUAUAAAACCUAUGUCUAACCAAGAAUUGAUCUAAAUCAAAGAGCUGCUUGUCUUUGGUGGCAGGUACUUGGUGUAUAUUCCCUUCAUAAGAACAUGGAUUAGUGCUAGGGUGGGGUCACCCAUUAUGUAAGAUGUGGAAAAAGUGCUACUUUGAAUUUUCAAACUCACCAGGAUUCCAGUGAAUUUCUUUUCUUUUCUUUUUUUGUAGUCAGGAAAUAUAGGACAUUUAUCUCUCAUAUCUUUUUUUCUGUUGGUAAAUGAUGGAUAAAAAUAUGUUCAAAAGAGCAUCAUUUUAAUGUACAUUAUGUAUUGUAUUCUGCAGAUCUUUUUUCUCUGUCUUUGUCCUUUUUUUUUUUUUUUGUUUUAUUCAAGUUUUUUAUUUUACCUUCUUGCUUUAAAAUGAAAAAUGUAAGCAGACUUAGGAAAUUUAAAUUUGUGUUUCAAUAUUGAAACAUGCAAGGAAUGGAGAGAGAGAGAGAGAGAGAGAGAGAGAGAGAGAGAGAGAGAGAUUCAUAUCUUAAUUGUUUACGAUGUUGGUGUUGUAUUGUUGUUGUUUAUAAAAAUUUGUUUGUUGGGUAUUUAAGUGCUAUGUGACCUUUUUAUCAAUGCAUUAUGAUUUGUUUCUGUUUAUGUUGUUGGAUAAACACACAUGAAAAAUCUAUUAUUGUACAUGUGUAUUGAAUAUUUAAAAAAAUAGUGGCACAUUAUUUGUAUAAUUGUAUUCAAACAAAUUGGUUUAUUUACUAUCUUUAUAUAGACUAUAGAUCUGUUUAAACCAUAAAAGGAGACGAUCUUAUUUUCUUUAAGACAAGUUGAUCUUGCAAGGAGAUUUUUUUUUCUGUUUAUUUUUAUCAUUUUAUAUGUUAAUGUUUGUUGGUCUUUUAGAUUUAUAUUAUUUUUCAAGAUAAGUGUUAUACUAAACUUUAUUUGUUCAAAUUAUAUACUUAAAAAAAGUUAAACAAAACUCCAAUAAAAUCGGUGUUAGGCAGAUUAAAGCAGCAAUAUUAUUCACUUCAUAAAAGUUUUGAAAACAGCAUUUUUGAUGAACCAGAAGAUUGAAGUAGUGUUUCAUUCAUUCACAAGAUUUUGAAGUUUAAACAGUUAACAUUAUUGUUGAAAGGCAGCAUAUAUUUUGUAUGUUACAAUGUGUCAACUUACAUAUAGGUAAAUUUGCAUGUAGCUUCAACUCUUAACAGAAUAGCACCGGAUAACUCAUACAAUGUAUUGUCUGUCUGUUUCUGUCUUUUUGCACUGUAUUUUCAGUAUGAUUUUGAUUUGUCGUCGAUAUGUCUACCUCAGUUUAUGGAAUGUGUGCUGUUAUUCAAGCACUCAUUUUAGUAUACAAUUUUUAUUCAAUGAAUUAGUACAUAAGAUAUGCAUUGUAUUUUUUCACUUUUCCUUACGCCCUUGCAAACUAAUGGUAUUUUAGUAGGAAAUGACCGUUUGAACCUCUUCAUUUAAUUUAGUUAUCCUUAAUUUUAUUUGGUCUUAUCUUUUGAAAUUAAGCAGAUUCAGUCAAAAUGGUUGUGAGAUUAUUUAUAUCCCGGUUUUUUAGCAUUGAAAAUAAUUGGAUAGACCUUGCUAUUUUCAAUGUUCAUUGUGUAAAUUUUUUUUCAUAUCCAAAAGUCGAUCAUCUUUUUGGCAUUUCUAUGUCUUUUGUUUUUGGUUAAAUAGUUUUAAGGAAAGAGAAGUAUGAUAAGCACAAAUAUUCCUUGACCAGUACCCCUUCUUUUUGUUCAGUAUCCAUUGUUAGUAACAAGUACACACCGGUAAGGUUAUUGGACAUCAUGAACUUGGGCUCAUAUCAAUUAGAUUUGACCUCAGAAGUGGGAUUUAUCAUAAUUAUGCAGCCGGACUAUUGUUUGUUACCUCAUUUUCAAUAUCACUAAGGACAUUUCAUAUCAGGAUCAGAUAUUUUUCAUGAUGCAUUUUAGAAUUUUAAGACAGCUGUGGUCACUUUUUUUUCUUUUUACAAAUAUUAAAUCAAGUGCAAAAGAAAGUUGUAUGUACAUAUUAAUAUAGAUUGUUUUAGUACAUUUCAGUAAUUUGUAAUGAGCUUGAGCUCUACCUCAGCUUUUGUUUUCUUUUUCAAAUUUCAUUUUAUCAUUUUACAUCAUUGUUUUAAAAUGUAUAUGAAGCAUGUAAAUAAGUGCUGUAUUUAUAUAAUCCAUAACAUAUUGAUUGUCAUAGAAUCACUUUCCUCACACUUUGUACAUACGUAUAUACACAAUUUUGGGCCCUGGUUUAUUUAUUUGACUGACAUUAUUUUAUCAACAGAGAUUAGGAAAUAUUUGGCAAUUUAAUGAGGGUAGACUAUUUUUGAUAUAGUGUGCCCGCUUCCCAAGUAAAGGUUAAUGCCUGAUAUUAGUGUUUACUGAAAACAAAAUGGCAGAUAAAACCAAAAAAGUCCAGAAUAUUCGUCCCAUAUUAGAAAUUUUGAAAUGAUAUUUGAUUUUUAAGAAAUAUAAAUAAAUGUAUUACUGUACAUAAAAUUCUGUGUAGCAAAUUUGUUGUGAGUGUGUUUGUACAUUGUACUAUGUAUAUGUUUGUAUGCUCAUCUGAAUUUUUCUGUUACGUUAUUUAUGCAGCUUAUGUCCAGUCAUUGAGACUGGAAGACUUUUAAACCCGGUGCCAUAGUUGAUCAUGGGAGUCUUGCUGUUGAAAAUCCUUGAUGAAUUUCUGAAGUAUAACUAAACGAUUUUUUUUAAAUUUACAAUAAAAUUGUAAUACAAGAAUUACUAUUGUUUCAUAUAUUUAAGAAAAUGUGUUGUACGUUAAGGAAUGCAUAGCAUGAUAUGAAGAUGCAGACAAGUUUGUUUGCAGAAUUGUUGACUGCAACACAACUUUUAACAGAUGGUCAGGAUUUACAAUUGUAAGACCUAUUUAUCUACCUCAAAAUGAACCUGUUGUACAUUUUUUAAGAAAAAGAAUCUUUUUCAGUGUAAUCUUUGCUAUUUCAUUGUCAUCUAUGUUAAUUUUUCAUGUAUCUGAUGAAAUAAAUCUGUAAAGUAGA